AUGCGCGCUGCAAUUGUCCCUCGAGCCAACACAUGGCGAUUGAUAUCUGCUGGCUUCCUCCUUGUCCUUCUCUCACAAAUAGUUGGCCGUGCGGUAGCGACAACCAGCCCUCAAGUCCACGAUGACACCUUCGUCCCCGACCAUGUGCUUCGAGUCACCUCGGAAGAGAUUGGCAUUGGGGGCAUCAGGAGGUAUUCGACGCUCAUCAACGGAACUCUGCCGGGUCCUGAGAUUCACAUCCCAGAGGACAAGGUAGUGUGGAUCAGAGUGUACAAUGACAUGGAGGAUGGUAACUUAACCAUGCACUGGCAUGGCCUUGCCCAAGCAGCAGCCCCCUUUUCUGAUGGCUCCCCCAUGGCCAGCCAGUGGCCGAUCCCGCCGCAGCACUACUUCGAUUACGAGCUCAAGACGCCUCGGGGAACGGCCGGGACCUACUUCUACCACUCGCACGUCGGCUUCGCAACGGGCACGGCAAACGGGCCGCUGAUUGUCGACGACUCGGGGCCGGAGCCGUAUCCCGUCGAUGGAGACCGCAUCAUCCACAUCCACGAGCUGUUUAACCAGACGGACCAUACAAUCGCCGAGGGUCUGCGGGCGACGCCCUUUGUGUGGUCCGGCGAGACGGGAGGGUUCCUCGUCAACGGCAACACGAUAUCGGACUACCCCAUCGUCGACCGCGCCUCCUCCAAGCUGUCUGUCAUCGAGGUCGACCCUGGCAAGCUGUACCGGUUCCGUAUCAUUGGCGCCACGGCACUCUCGUACGCUGCCUUUGCCUUUCAAAACCACACGGACAUGUCCAUCAUCGAAGCCGACGGCCACUACACCAAGCCGUACGAGACGACGUUGAUGCAGGUCGGCUCCGGCCAGCGCUUCAGCGUGCUGUUCCGCGCAAAGUCGUGCGCAGAGCUCGAGGCGCUCCGCAAGCUCGACUUUUACCUGCAGCUGGAGACGCGUGACCGGCCCACGAGCGUCAUCAGCUACGCCGUGCUGCGAUACCGCAACACAUGUGCCAACUUGAAGCAUCGCCACCUCCACGACCUGCGGGUGUCGACGACGGCGCUGCCCAGGAUCAGGCCCCUGGACUUGCCGCCCACCAUCGAGGGCUUCCUCGACUACCAGCUGAAGCCGCUGUACCCCAACGACUUCCCGGCCGAUUCCGAGGUCAGCCGCCGCAUCUUUGUGAAUUCCCAGCAGCGGAUUGACGGAUACUUUCUGUGGACGGACAACAGCGUCUCCUGGACCGACGACCACUUCCAGAGGUCACCCUUCAUCAGCCCGGACGAGCCCUACCUGGUGUCCCUGUACAAGAACGCCAGCAAGUUCUUGCCGGACUUCCAGGCGUCCGUGUCCAACUACGGGCUUGACCCAGCCACCAAGACGUACCCUGCCAGACUGGGCGAGGUCAUCGACAUCAUCUUCCAGCAGGUCGGCGCUCAUUCGUACGACGGCUCGCCGGACGGAGGCCUCGAGACGCACCCUUGGCAUGCCCACGGCGAGCACUUUUAUGACAUUGGUGGCGGGCCGGGCGUGUACAGCGAAAAGGUCGCCCGGCAGCUGCGCCGCGGCACCCAGCCGGUGCUCCGAGACACGACGAUGCUGUUCCGGUACACGGCCCACGUCCAGCCGGACCAGCCGUGGGGAUGGCGGGCGUGGCGGCUACGGGUGCGGACUCCGGGCGUCUGGAUGAUCCAUUGCCACACGCUGCAGCACAUGGUCAUGGGCAUGCAGACCGUCUGGGUGUUUGGCGACGCCGAGGACAUUCUCGACGUCAAGUACCCGGACGUGACGGGGUAUCUCGAGUAUGGCGGGAACGUGAAUGGGAACUCAUCGCACUAUGUCGAGGCGGUGCAUUAUUUCGAGCCGGGUGACUGA
Messenger RNA from Trichoderma reesei QM6a, 1872 nucleotides. RefSeq names its product multicopper oxidase. The record is from RefSeq and is a predicted model, not a curated record. Bases 1 to 1872 code for a protein of 623 amino acids. NCBI's taxonomy places the organism in Eukaryota, Fungi, Ascomycota, Sordariomycetes, Hypocreales, Hypocreaceae. The transcript is spliced from 2 exons. Gene Ontology annotation, molecular function: oxidoreductase activity; copper ion binding.